Symbiodinium sp. CCMP2456 is the source of this 1773-nucleotide messenger RNA. Lineage: Eukaryota; Dinophyceae; Suessiales; Symbiodiniaceae. The record is from the annotation of a GenBank genome assembly.
AUGGCAGAGUCUCCAUCCAAGCUCUCCAAAAACGUUAGUUUUCACAGCGUGCGCGGGAAUGACAACCAGUGGGAGGACAUCAGUGACGAAGGUAUGGUUGAAAUCGAGCAGGAUGAUUCCUGUGCGGAUCAAGAUGACCAAGUUGCGCAGGAACGAGAGGAAGACGAGAACGUCGCAUCUUCAAGCUCCAGCAGCCAGGACAGGAUGUUCAACAGGAGAUCUUCUGUUGGGUCGAAGCUCAGCGAUCUGCGAGUUCAUCGCCCUCGUCGCUGGGCAACGAGGAUCCUUACCAGCUCAGCUUUUCUCAUCUUCAAUGUGACGUUGAUCACUCUCAACACCUUCUGGAUGGGUAUCCACGCCGAUGGCUUUGUGAUGCGUGAACAUCAAGUCAUUGACAACCUUGACGUAUACUACGCGGUCGAGAGCGUCUUCACAGGCCUCUUCUUUGCGGAGCUUCUGAUUCGCCUUUUUCACUAUGCAAAGUGGCAGCUGUGGAAAGACCCGCUGCUGCUCCUUGAUACCGUGGUGAUAGUGAUCCCAGCAGUGGAAAUGUGGAUUUGGCGACCACUGUCAAGACAAUCGUUGGACAACAUCGCCAUCACAACUGUAAUGAGUCUGUUUCGCGUCUGCCGGAUUGCACGAGGCAUCAUGACACUGGCGAGCAUCAAGUGGCUCCGACCACUAUAUCUGUCCGCCAUGGGUCUGAAGCACUCCCUCAGCUACUUGUUCGCCAUGACCAUGUACUUGGCCACAAUGUUGUUUGCCGCCUCCGUGCUCUUGUGCGAGCUCGUGGGUCCCAGCAGUCCUGUCCACGUCAGCCUUCCGGUUGUGAUCCGUACUCGCUUCUCUUCCGUGGCUUCUGCCUACCUUACAUUGGUGGAGUGCUUGCUGGGAGGUGUGGAGUGGGGGCCACAGCUGGCAAACACCUUGCUCUUCAGCACGGACACCGCGAUCAGCGGGAUCGUCUUCUUUGGCUUCCUUACGUUUGGCGUCAUGCUGUGGCUGAACAUUGUGAGAGGAGUCUUCGUGCACCAGGUGGACCAGUCUUUCGAAUUCACGAAUGUCACGAAGUUCAAGGAUUCUGAGCUCCAGCAGCUGACCCAGGAGCUUCUCAAGCAUUUCGUCAAAGCCAUUCACGACAUGGACAGAGAGAACACCGGCGCGAUCUCGUUUAGCGACGUUUCUGCUGUGUUGCCGCACCAUUUGGACGAACUGGCGGAUGUGGGCGUCGGUCUCCCAGAAGCGAGGAAGAUAUUCCACGAGCUGGACACGACUUCCACGGGGUAUGUAUCGAUCUCGCUGUUCAUCAGCCGAAUCGAGGACUACAUGAAGUACAAGCCUGUUGAGGUUCUCAUCUUCGAGAAUCAACAGUUCAGGCUCUUGCAGCUCAUCAAGAAACUCGGGAGACGGAACUUGAAAACUUUCUCCAAGGUGUCUCAAAGCCUCGAGAUCAUGGCGUCUGAUUUGGCUCAGGCCUUUACCACAAAAGAGGAGAUGCCAGCUUCUAUUGACGAGCAGAUCGAGAAGCAGCGAGGGCGGGUCCGGUCGUCUGCGAUGGCUUCAAAUGCGGCGGCGGCACGAGAGCUGGACGAAAAGAUCUUGUCGAGCGAGGCCUCGCCAAGGUCUGCAAGGCCCUGGGCGGCGCAGGCGCAGAGGAAGCCUUUGACCAGCAGUGCAAACUUCAUCAUCGACAUGUGGGAAGAGUCUCUGCAGAAACAGCGACCGGAAGUGAGAGAUUUGAUCGACUCGAGCAUCCGUCUGACAAGCCUAUAG